This is a messenger RNA of Daucus carota subsp. sativus, 303 nucleotides long. RefSeq names its product photosystem II 5 kDa protein, chloroplastic. Bases 1 to 303 code for a protein of 100 amino acids. The transcript has a single exon. The record is from RefSeq and is a predicted model, not a curated record. Lineage: Eukaryota; Viridiplantae; Streptophyta; Magnoliopsida; Apiales; Apiaceae.
AUGACCUCCUCAUUUCUCGGCUCCGCCGUCGUGGCCGCCACAAAACAGCCUUCUGCGGCUGUCCGCCCAAGCAGCACUGUCAUGGCCAAGGCAUCAAAACUCAACACAAUUCAAGUCAACAACAAGAGUGAAGAGUCAGGCAAUGGCAGGAGGGAAAUGAUGUUUGCGUUUGCAGCCGCGGCCGCGUGCUCGGUGGCAAACAUUGCCCUGGCUGAGGAGCCAAAGAGGGGAAGUGCUGAGGCCAAGAAGAAGUAUGCUCAAGUUUGUGUUACCAUGCCAACUGCUCGUAUUUGUCGCAAUUAA